AUGUAUGGAUUACUACUGGAAAAUUUAGCAGAAUACAUAAAGCAAGUUUAUGGAGAAGAAAGAUGGGAAGAAAUACGAAGGUUGGCAUCUGUCGAACAACCGAGUUUUAGCGUUCAUCAAGUUUAUCCGGAAACACUCAUACCGAGACUCGCAAAAAAAGCCAUACAGGUACUCAACGUGUCCGAACGUGAAUUUUUCGAUCAAAUGGGAGUACAUUUCGUCGGUUUCGUCGGACAAUAUGGCUACGAUCGCGUACUUUCCGUACUCGGACGACACAUGAGAGAUUUUCUAAACGGUUUAGACAACUUACACGAAUAUUUGAAAUUUUCAUAUCCGAGAAUGAGAGCACCGUCGUUCAUAUGCGAAAACGAAACGAGACAAGGUUUGACUCUUCACUACAGGAGCAAAAGGAGAGGAUUCGUUUAUUACACAAUGGGACAAAUAAGAGAAGUAGCGAGACAUUUUUAUCACAAAGAAAUGAGAAUAGAAUUGGUGAGAGAAGAAAUACUUUUCGACACGGUUCACGUGACAUUCCAAUUGACUUUCGAUAAUAGAGCUUUCACGUUGGCAUCACUGACGAUGACGAGAGAAGAAAAACACCUUCCGAUAAGCGCAUCAGUUUUAUUUGAAAUAUUUCCAUUUUGCAUCGUUUUCGGAUCAGACAUGAUCGUAAGAAGUAUCGGAAAUUCAUUGAUGGUCAUUUUACCAGAUUUGGUAUCUAAAAAAAUAACGAAUUGGUUCGAUUUAGUAAGACCACUCAUAGCAUUUAAAUUUCAAACGAUAUUAAAUCGUACAAACAACAUUUUCGAACUCGUUACCGUCGAACCUGUAUUAACGGAAAGGCCGACGGAUAGAAAGCGAAAUUAUUUAAUAUUGAGCGACGAAUCCGACGAUUCACCAAACGAAAAACAUUUAAGGCUCAAAGGGCAAAUGGUUUACAUGGAUAAUUGGAAAAUGAUGAUGUAUUUAGGUACGCCUGUCAUGCCAGAUUUAAACGCUCUCGUCACAACCGGCCUUUAUAUAAACGAUUUGUCCAUGCACGAUUUCAGCAGAGAUUUGAUGUUGGCUGGAACGCAACAAUCCGUGGAAUUAAAAUUGGCUCUGGAUCAGGAACAAUCUAAAUCUAAAAAAUUGGAAGAAUCAAUGAGAAAACUCGACGAAGAAAUGAAAAGAACGGAUGAAUUACUUUAUCAAAUGAUACCCAAACAAGUUGCGGAUCGUUUAAGAGCUGGAGAAAAUCCAAUUGACACGUGUCAGAUAUUCAACAGCGUUUCGAUUCUUUUCUCGGAUGUGGUUUCCUUCACCGAAAUAUGUUCUCGAAUAGCACCCAUGGAGGUUGUGUCAAUGCUUAACGCCAUGUAUUCGAUAUUUGACACCCUCACGGAACGAAACAGGGUGUAUAAAGUAGAAACUAUAGGUGAUGCUUAUAUGGUCGUGUCGGGAGCUCCCGAAAAAGAACUCAAUCACGCGGAAAAAGUUUGUGACAUGGCAUUGGAUAUGGUGGAAGCGAUAACGGAUCUUAAGGAUCCUUCGACGGGUUCUCACUUGCAAAUUCGCGUUGGCAUACAUUCGGGUGCUGUGGUGGCCGGUAUCGUGGGUUUAAAAAUGCCACGUUAUUGCCUCUUCGGUGACACCGUCAACACCGCAUCGAGAAUGGAAUCCACGAGCGAAGCUAUGAAAAUUCACAUAAGUCAAUCCACGCGCGAUUUAAUUUCAAAUGUGUACGAAGUUACCGAAAGAGGAGAAAUACAGCUGAAAGGAAAAGGAGCUACAAAAACGUACUGGCUGAAUAAAAGAGAAUGCAGGACUCCUUUAAGCAGAUCCAUUGCAACGAAAGGAGUUGAAACGGAAUGGGAAAAAUCAGCAGAUUUAAGAGGAUCGAUGAUGGGUUUGGUCACGUUGGACGACGAAGACAGAAAUAGAAUCGUCAAAGGUUCGACAUUAGGUUUCAGAUUAGAACAAGAAGAAAAAAAAGGUUCUGGAAUUUCGGUAGAAAACAGGAGAGUUUAUUCUCCCGUGACUUUUCAAGACAUAGCACGGAGAUCGAUAGGAAAUUCACCCAUAAAAACGACAGUGUCUCGUUCGAAUUCUAUGGGAGCGAGUUUGCUCCCGUUACCGAUAACCGAAAUUUCGAGCAGUAGAAAAAGAGAAGACGACGAAUCAGAUAUUUACGCAAAAGAAGCAACGGAAAUAAUAAAUUCUAAAGCUAAAACAUUAGAAGCACUCGAAGCCGUUGCUUUUGCAUCAUCAACCCCUUCUACUUUGAAUUCUCCCGAACCGAACGAAACGGAAAUUGACGAAACGGAACAGCUAAAUUCGAAUCCAUAUUUAAUCAGACAAGAGCUUAACAGACUUCCACAAAUAUUAUACAAAGGUAAUUAUUAUUAUUAUUAUUAUUAUUUUGCAUAA
Messenger RNA from Pediculus humanus corporis (human body louse), 2409 nucleotides. Its product is annotated as Soluble guanylate cyclase gcy-31, putative. The transcript is spliced from 10 exons. Gene Ontology annotation, biological process: cGMP biosynthetic process; response to oxygen levels; nitric oxide-cGMP-mediated signaling. Gene Ontology annotation, cellular component: guanylate cyclase complex, soluble. Lineage: Eukaryota; Metazoa; Arthropoda; Insecta; Psocodea; Pediculidae. The record is from RefSeq and is a predicted model, not a curated record. Gene Ontology annotation, molecular function: guanylate cyclase activity; oxygen sensor activity; heme binding. The coding region runs from base 1 to 2409 and encodes 802 amino acids.